Molecule: messenger RNA, 2369 nt
Organism: Triticum aestivum (bread wheat)
Lineage: Eukaryota; Viridiplantae; Streptophyta; Magnoliopsida; Poales; Poaceae
Exons: 17
Coding region: 102-2117 (671 amino acids)
Source: RefSeq, a predicted model, not a curated record
CUGGAUUCUCCGGGAUUCUGCUGGAUUCUGCAGAGGUCCUUCCGUCGACGAAUCCAGCGGCGGCCGGUCAGCUUGUUUCGAAGGCUGGCUUGGAAAGAUCAAUGACGAAAAACAAGCGACGGCUGAUGAGAGGCGAUGAAGAGCAACAACGCCCUUACAAAAGAGCAACUAGACCAACAGGAGCCUUGAGUGAACUCAGUGAGCAAGUGGUUUCAAGAUUGCGGAGGAGUGUUGUGUCGCUCGCUUCAUUUGAUGGUGACACCAAGUUACGCGAAUGCACAGGCAUAUGCAUUGAAACCUCGUGUUCAGAUUCCGAAGCUACAAUCCUGACAUCGAGACGGUUGGUUCCACCUACUUGGCCUGCAAGUUUGACGAUUAAAGUACGCCUUCCAAAUGAUCAGAUUGUCACUGGGUGGAUUGAGGAUCCUGGGAUAUAUGUUGAUUUUUUCAUUGUCAACAUCAAGGAGGUGUCUAGAGUUGAUGCCACAAGUCUUGACCGUGACAUACAGUUUGAGCCUCAUACGAAGGCAGCAGCUGUAUGCCGCUGUUUCAGUUCUGGAUUUUUAACAGUCACAAGCGGACUAAAUCUUGCUUCCCCAACCAGUGAGACAAUCGUAAGCACGUGCUGGAUCCACAAGGCGGGAAUUGGAGGUCCCCUUGUUGACUUUGAUGGGAACUUUGUUGGGAUGAACUCCUCCCGUACCAAAAUGGAGAAGACUGCCUACGUGCGAAGGAAGCAAAUUCUUCGAUUCUUGGUGUUUCACAGGAUGGUCAGUGUUAAGGAAGGGGUUGAUGAUGCUACACAAGCAAGAAUCAACAGUGAGAUGAAAGCAAUUAGGCCAAGUUUGGACGCUACCUCCAUAGCGAGAUUGAGUGAAUCCAGAAAAGGUGCCUUGAGUGAGCAGGUACUUGCCAGAUUAAGUAAGAGUGUUGCAGCGCUGGCCUCAUUCCAUGGUGAUACCAAGUUACGCGAAUGCACUGGCAUAUGCAUUGAAAGCUCAUGUCCUGGUGUUACAAGUUUCCUCACAUCAAUAAAUUUGAUUCCACUUACUUGGCGUGCAAGCAAGAUCACUAAAAAUUUGAAGAUUAAAGUACGCCUUCUGAAUGAUGAGACUGUCACUGGGUGGAUAGCGGAUCCUGAGAUAUAUGUUGAUUUUUUCAUUGUCAACGUCGCUGGUGUUAAUGCCACACAUGUCAGUCUUGACCGUGACAUACAGUUUGAGCCUUAUAGGAAGGUAGCAGCUGUAUGUCGCAAUUUCAAUUCAGGACUAUUAAUGGACACAAGCGGAGUAGAUCUUGCCUCUCCAAGUGCUCUACCUGAUCAGACAAUGUUCAGCACAUGCCAGAUCGACAAGGUGGGGAUUGGAGGCCCCCUUGUUGAUUUUGAUGGCAACUUCGUUGGGAUGAACUGCUCCUGUACCAAAGAAAGAAAGACCCCCUAUGUACGAAGGGCUGCAAUUCUUCGAUUCUUGGGGGUUAACGGGAUGGUCAGUGUUAAGGACGUGGUUGAUGAUGCUACAAGAGCAUUCCUCAAAACAAUGGCGGAGCACCAUGUUACAAUAUUCGAGGAGAUUGAAGUUUGCCUUCCAAAUAAAUUUCGAGUUGUAGGGAUAUUGAAGGGUUACAAUUUACAUUAUAACGUUGCUCUUGUUGACAUUACUGGAUGCUGGGAUCCUCAUGCAAUACAAAUCAGUGGGCGUCCAGUUACCUCAUCUAUGGACGUAAUAGCUGUAGGUUGUCUUUUUGCGUAUCGCAAACUAAUGGCUGUCGAGGGUAAGGUGUUGAUUGGCAAACAAAGCAAGUUCGAUUGUACAGAACUUUGUGUGUCCACCUGUAAAAUCACCAAGGCUGGGAUCGGGGGCCCUCUUAUUGACACAGAUGGGAAUUUUGUUGGAAUGGACUUUUAUGAUGAGGAAGAAACUCCGUUCCUGCCGAGGGAUCUUAUUUGCCGCCUCUUGUUGAACAUAAAUAAAGGAUGGGCUAGUGCAGAUGAUACUAUUAUGGAGGGUGACAAAAACAGAUGGUUGUUGCCUGGCGGGACACACAGAAAUACUGAUGGAAACAGAUGGCCGUUGCCUAAGCCACGUCUUGUUGGUGUUAGAGAUGUCUGCCUGUAGGAUCAGACCAUCAGAUUCGGCAGUACAGCCUCAAGCGGGAUUGCUUCCUUAAAAAGUGUGACCCAUUAGUUAGUUUGCAUGCGUUGCACUAAAUGCAAUCAAUUUGUUUCCUACCAACUACUAAUAAUCAGGGCAUAUCAAAUUGAUUGGGCGCAAUGCUGUGUGUUUUGCUUGUGACUUUCUUCCAUACCAUUUGUUUUCAGUCACUAUUUCGGGUCUGCAUUGUACACGUGAGCCUAUGAAGUCUUUCCA